Messenger RNA from Rhodamnia argentea, 3280 nucleotides. RefSeq names its product wings apart-like protein 1. The record is from RefSeq and is a predicted model, not a curated record. The transcript is spliced from 13 exons. The coding region runs from base 260 to 2920 and encodes 886 amino acids. Gene Ontology annotation, biological process: regulation of chromosome condensation. NCBI's taxonomy places the organism in Eukaryota, Viridiplantae, Streptophyta, Magnoliopsida, Myrtales, Myrtaceae.
CAACAAAGACUCCUUCCUCCAUCUUCUUCUUCUUCUUCAGCUCAAUUCAAGAACUCUCUCACCGUCCCCCGACCCAAAUCUCACCUUCAAGUUCAAUUCCUAUCUCUCUCUUCUCGAAUUCCUCUUCUCGGGCUCCCUAAACGAACACCCCGCCCCUCCCCCCAGAUUGAAAAUCCUCCUCCGGUCUCCAGUCGAAUCGAAUCGAUAGUCCAAGAAAGCUAGGAGCGACGGCGUCUUCUCGCGGUUCCCCUCCGGUGCGAUGAUCGUCCGGACUUACGGUCGCAGGAACCGCGGCAUUUCUCGGAGCUACUCCGGUUCGAUGGACGACUCGAUCUUGGACCCCUACAGGGACUCCCUCUCCUCGCAGGAGACGGCUCAAGAUUUCUACCCCUUCUCCUCCCAAGAUUCAACCGCCCACAACCUGCCGUACUACGACUCCGACCCCUUCAGUCAACCCCUGGCGGUGGAGGAUGGUCUCCGCGACGGGUACGGAGGCGGCGGAGUGCCCAGGAAGUCCAAGAAGCCGAGGAACGGGGAGAGCAAGAGAGCGAAGGGUUACGUGGAGUACUCGGUGUUGAGGGCAACGUCGACGCUGAUGGAGACGCAGGAGUUCGGGGAGAUGAUGGAGCAUGUGGACGAGGUGAAUUUCGCCCUAGAUGGGCUGAGGAAGGGGCAGCCCCUGAGGAUACGGAGGGCGAGUUUGUUGUCCUUGUUGGGGAUUUGCGGCACUGCCCAGCAGAGGAGGCUCUUGAGGACUCAAGGGAUUGCGAAGACUAUAAUCGAUGCUCUUAUAGGUCUCAAUUUUGAUGACUCACCCAGUAAUCUGGCUGCAGCAACCCUCUUUUAUCUUUUGACUGGUGACGGUCAAGACGAUCAACUUUUGGAAUCACCAAGCUGCAUUAAUUUCCUUGUUAAGAUGUUGAAACCAAUUGUCUCUGCAUCUUCCGAAGACAAGGUCUCCCAAUUUGGUUCUAAGCUUCUAGGAUUACGUAAGGGUCCUGAGAUAUUCAAUGGGGGGAUGAACAAAAAGGAUAGUGGCUCUGCCAAUAUCAUAUCAAGAGUGAAGGAAAUUUUUGUAAGUUGCAAGGAACUGAAGCCAAGCUUUUUGCAUGAUAGUGGAAUUCAGAGGCCUGAGUUAAGCCCCAAGUGGAUAGCUUUGUUGACUAUGGAGAAAGCUAGUCUAUCUACCAUUGCUCUUGAAGAAAGUUCUGGGAUUGUAAGAAAGACAGGAGGCAACUUUAAGGAGAAACUGCGUGAGUUUGGAGGACUUGAUGCUGUCUUUGAGGUCUCCAUGCAUUGCUAUUCGAUAAUGGAGGGUUGGAGAGAGCAAUACCCUUCUUUUUGGGAUGCUAAAAAUGAUGUGUAUCUGAGUAGCCUUGUGCUGCUUUUAAAAUGUUUGAAGAUCAUGGAAAAUGCAACCUUCCUUAGUAACGAUAACCAGACUCAUUUACUUGAAAUGCGAGGGAAGCUGGAUUCUGAAGGUUCCAAUGUAUCUUUCACAAGACUGAUUAUAAAUGUAAUCAAGAUUCUCUCAGGUCUUUAUCUUCUCAAAAGCUCUCCUGCUCCAAAUAGUCAAGAAUCUGAGUUCUCCAAUGGCAUAUAUCGUACUUCUCAAUUGGCUUUGGUGGCAGCUGACAAAGAGGAAAGCAAUGAGAUUUUGUCCGUCAGAUCCUCUAGAGAGUGUUGCAGUGUGGAGGAAACCUCGUCGCAGAAGAUUUCUGGUGCAUUUGUUCCUCCAAGAUAUUCAUCAUCCAGUUCCGAGAUGACAACAUCGUCAAAUGGCAGCUCUUUGUUGAAGAUAAAAUUCAAUUCUUCUGCCUCAAGUUCACGCGGUGGGUUGUUGAAGAGUUCAACCAGUGGGACUAAUUCAACUAGUAAUGGUUUGAAGAGCAACUUCAGCAAUGGCAAGAGAGACAUUGUUACUGAUGAUGCCAUGUUUGAUUCUUUGGAACAUAGCCAGGAUCCUUUCGCAUUUGAUGAAGAUGAGUUUGAGCCCUCUAAGUGGGAAUUACUAUCGGGGAAGAAACAUUCUAGAAGUAAAAACAGUAGAUUACCAAUCAGAGAUGCUGAGGAUGUCUGUCAAAUGCAGCUGAAAAGGCUAGAAGAUUUAGAUAAGGGGGAACGUCCGUAUCAAGAAUCAAGUAGCUGUGAUAUCAAUUGUUCUCAAGAAGCAUCUACUUCAGGAGCCAUUGAUGAAGAAAAUCACAGCUUUCUAACGGACUGCCUUCUUACCGCUGUUAAGGUAUUGAUGAAUUUAACAAAUGAUAAUCCUCUUGGAUGUAAGCAAAUUGCUGCAUGUGGAGGAUUAGAGACAAUGGUGUCAGUAAUUGCUGGCCACUUCCCAAUGUUUAGCUCCUCAUCGUCUUUCUUCAGUGACAGAAAGGAGAAGAAUCGAACUAUUGAUCUUGACCAUGAAAAGGAAAAGCAUCUCACAGACCAAGAAUUGGACUUUCUUGUUGCUAUUUUGGGCUUGCUUGUGAACUUGGUUGAGAAAGAUGGAAGUAACAGAUCCCAGCUUGCAACAACUAGUGUUACUGUUCCCAACUUAGAGGGUCUUGAAAGUGGUAGCAGGAGGGAUGUAAUUCCAUUGCUGUGCUCCAUCUUUUUAGCCAACAGAGGUGGAAGUGAACCAGCUGGUGAAGAACAGGUUAUGGAAUUGGAUGACGAGGCUUUGUUACAAGGAGAGAAAGAAGCUGAGAAGAUGAUUGUCGAAGCUUAUUCUGCCUUGCUUCUGGCAUUCCUCUCCACAGAAAGCAAAAGCAUCCGUGACGAAAUUGCUGCAUGUCUCCCGCAACAUAAUCUGGCGAUUCUGGUCCCUGUGUUGGAGAGAUUUGUGGCAUUUCACUUGACUCUGGAUAUGAUGACGCCGGAGACACAUAAAACCGUAAGCGAAGUGAUCGAGUCGUGUAGAGUUCUUUGAGAACUCAAAUGGUAGAGAUUCAAAUUCCUGUACAGCAUCUUUCUUUCAGGAUAGUUGUUUGAGCAUCGCACGGUCAAGUGUGACAGAUACAACAUUAUAUGGAGUUGACUACAAGCCUCUGUUAAUAGUCUUUUAUAGGCCUUAUUUUUUCUUCCUCUCUUGAUGGUCUCUUCUGAAGCCCUUUUGAUCCUCCUCCUAUUACCCUUUUCCUCUUUGUUAUGUACUUUUGGCUUUCGACAGUGUAUCUUUCUUUUGUUUGUUUUCACCUUCUUGGUGAGCUUAGGAGAAUCUUCAUUUUGUGCAUUGCUGCUGUAAUUUGUAAAUCUCCUAUUCUUUGUUUUAGUUUCCCCCCUUAAAGUA